Molecule: messenger RNA, 3690 nt
Organism: Pelmatolapia mariae (spotted tilapia)
Lineage: Eukaryota; Metazoa; Chordata; Actinopteri; Cichliformes; Cichlidae
Gene: hif1aa
Product: hypoxia inducible factor 1 subunit alpha a
Exons: 15
Coding region: 308-2614 (768 amino acids)
Biological process (GO): regulation of transcription by RNA polymerase II; cellular response to hypoxia
Cellular component (GO): cytoplasm; transcription regulator complex; nucleus
Molecular function (GO): RNA polymerase II transcription regulatory region sequence-specific DNA binding; protein dimerization activity; DNA-binding transcription factor activity, RNA polymerase II-specific
Source: RefSeq, a predicted model, not a curated record
UGACUGCGCGUCCCCGGAACGGAGGAGGAGUGGACACCUCUACUCUGAAGCAACAUUGUCUCGGCAAUUGAACGUCUCUCCAGCGUGGCAAUAUUUCUGAAGGAAAGUCGACGGAGGAUCUGCUUUCAGCGGUCGAGAGUUUGAUUUGUUAAACUUAAUCCACAAAGAUAGGACUCUUAUGCAAUCCACUUAAGGAUUUACGGACGGAUAUCGGUAGAAAAUCGUGGGAUUUUGGUUCAUUUCUUGACGGGCCCGAACACAGCUCUAUACCGAUAGAGAGACUCCACACAGGUCUUUUCGUCCUGAAAUGGACACAGGAACUGUACCCGAAAAGAAAAGCAGAGCGAGCUCAGAGCGCAGGAAGGAGAAAUCAAGGGAUGCAGCACGAUGUCGGCGUGGGAAGGAGUCAGAGGUGUUUUACGAGCUGGCCCAGCAGCUGCCCCUGCCCCACAGUGUCAGCUCCAGCCUGGACAAGGCCUCAAUCAUGAGACUCACCAUCAGUUACCUGCGCAUGAGAAAACUGCUUUCCACUGAUGAGCCAACAACAGAGGAAGAUGCAGAGCUUGAUAUGCAGCUAAACAGCUCCUACCUAAAAGCUCUGGAGGGCUUUCUCAUGGUGCUGUCCGAGGAUGGAGAUAUGAUCUAUCUCUCCGAGAAUGUCAGCAAGUGCCUCGGGCUUGCACAGUUUGACUUGACUGGACACAGUGUGUUUGACUUCACACAUCCCUGUGACCAAGAGGAGCUGAGGGAGAUGCUCAUCCACAGAACAGGCUCCAAGAAAUCCAAGGAGCCAAAUACAGAGCGUAGCUUCUUUCUGCGGAUGAAGUGCACCCUCACGAGCAGGGGCCGCACUGUCAACGUCAAAUCUGCUACAUGGAAGGUGCUUCACUGCACAGGUCACGUGCGCGUUUAUGACAGCCCGGCCGAAGAGGGCACCAACGGGCAAAAGGAGCCACCUGUGCCCUACCUGGUUUUGAUCUGCGAUCCCAUCCCACACCCCUCCAACAUUGAGGUCCCUCUGGACACUAAGACCUUCCUCAGCCGCCACACGAUGGACAUGAAGUUCACGUAUUGUGAUGAGAGGAUCACUGAUCUCAUGGGUUAUGAUCCAGAGGAUCUGUUGGAUCGUUCUGUGUAUGAGUACUACCAUGCUCUGGAUUCAGACCACCUUACCAAGACCCACCACAACUUGUUUGCAAAGGGCCAAGUCUGCACAGGCCAGUACCGAAUGUUGGCUAAGAAAGGAGGCUUCGUGUGGGUGGAAACACAGGCCACUGUCAUUUACAACAACAAGAACUCCCAGCCACAGUGUGUUGUCUGUGUCAACUUCGUGCUCAGUGGCAUCCAGGAGGAGAAACUGAUCUUGUCAGUGAAGCAGACUGCAGAUGUGAAGCCGGUAAAGGAGGAACAGCAGGAGGAAGACCAGCUUGUAGUUGAGAUCAGCCAGGUCGAGCUCUCUCCAGUCGAGCCAAAGAAGGCUGAACUGGAGAAGGAGGAGGAAGUGCAGAAGGAGGAGAAGGUGGUGAAAGGCCCAAAGAUGAACGUACUCAAAAUCCUUACUGAUUCGGCAGUCACCCAGCUGCCGAUUAACCUGUAUGACCACCUAAAGGGAGAGCCUGAAGCCCUCACCAUGCUGGCACCAGCUGCCGGAGACACGAUCGUCUCCCUGGACUUCAGCUGCCCCGGUACAGAAUCAGAUAUCCAUCUUCUGAAGGAUGUCCCUCUCUACAACGAUGUAAUGCUUCCCUCCACAGAUGACAAGCUGGUUCUGCCUCUUUCCCCUCUGCCACCCAGUGAGCCUCUGAAUGUUUCCAGCACAAACUCUGAGGAUUCAAAGUCUGAGAGCUAUGCUCCAGCCCAGUCUACUACCACAACCAGCCACAGGCCCCCAGCGCCCGGCAGUCCACUGGACUUCUGCUUCCCCAUGGAUUCAGAGAUGAACUCGGACUUCAAGCUAGACUUGGUUGAGAAGCUGUUUGCUAUUGAUACAGAGCCCAAAACACCCUUCAACACACAGGAAAUGGAGGACUUUGAUCUGGAGAUGUUAGCUCCAUACAUUCCCAUGGAUGAUGAUUUCCAGCUACUCAGCCUGCCCCCAGGAGAGCCUUUGUCUUGUGGAUCAGUCAAGUCCCUCGAGAGUACUCCAAUCCACAGCUAUCCCAGCUCCCCCUUCAGUGCGCCAGGCAGUCGCACAGCUUCCCCAGCACCACCUGUGGAGCCUGUAGAUGCUCCUCAUCCUCCCACCAUCUUGGCAAAUGGAGCCCCACAUUUGGAGAAAGAGGUGCCGCUGAGGACCCUCGCAGUUCAGAAUGCACAGCGCAAAAGAAAAAUUAGUGACCUAAAAGAGAUCAUAGAACAGGGAACUUCACUCCAGCAGCAGGUUGAGAAGGGCAAAAAGCUGAAGCCUUCAGGGACUGGUACAACCAGGACCAUCGUUCUGCUGUCUUCAGAUUUGGCGAGUCGCCUGCUUGGCAGCACUUCAGAGGCCACCACUUCCUCCUUCGGCCUGCCGCUCCUCACCCGCGACGACUGCGAGGUGAACGCACCCUUACAGGGUCGUCAGUACUUACUGCAGGGAGAGGAGCUGCUUCGUGCUUUGGACCACAUCAACUGAGUCAAUAUUUAGCCUGCUCACUGCUGGACUAGACUGGACACUACAAUUUGUUCCUCACAUUGUCAACCCAACCCCCAACGCCCCCCUCCAAAACACAAACACACACACGUUUCCAAGACCUCCCACCCCCACUGCCCCUUAUUUAUGUAUCUGUAUGAGUUUAUUAUAGUUUGGCUGCUGUUUGUGCACAUCUUGUGAUAUUUGCAGCAUUCCACCGUGACAAACACCAUAGCAGCAAUUGGGUUUAAGUGCGAGCGAUUCAGGCAUCGUCCAUGAUGUCCAGCUGUCCUUUCUUGGUUAGUUUUUUCUUCUUUCCCUCUCUUCCUGGGAGUUUCUCAGCACACGGCGCCUUGACGGAUGACCCAUUCCCAGCUGGUCACCACAGAAUCUGGCGCCACUGCCAGCAGUGUAUUGUAAGCUUCAGUCGCACAAUUUAUAUUUUCUUAAAAAGAAAAAAUAUUACCAGCAAUAUAUAUUAAGCCUUUUUAAAGUAGUUUUAAUGGGGUUUGAACAAUUGUAUUUUUCCUCCCAUACUUGUAUGUUGUAGUACUCGUACCUAAUAAGAUGUCUUUAGUCCAGAAGUAUGAAUAUAUUGUUUAAAAUAUUGUUUAAUAAAUGUUAUCUCAAUUUAUUAGCUAUCAGUCUUUGAGGUUAAUACAUGAAAUUGUGUAGCAGUCCAGUACAUGUCACUUUAUUACUUUACUGUAAGUGUGUGUUACUGUACAUAUACCAGGGAAAUUUUAUUUUGCUCAUUAUGGCUUCAGAGUGCUCAAUGAAAUCCGAAUAACCUCCUCACGUUUACUUCUCAUGCAGGAUUGGCAUUUUAAACAUUCAUGAAUUGAAUUCAUGUCUUUUUUUCCUUUUUGGUCCUUGCUGUGUGUGACAUACUCAAAGCAGUUUAAAUCAGUGCGACUUCAUAUGUUACUCUCAUCAUCAUCAUCAUAGCGGCAACAUUUGUGACUUCUGUGCUCAUGUAAUGGUAGUCAGUUUAAUACCAUUCAUCCUUGCCAUAGUGUUGGGUCUCUCUUGCUUCCUUUUGCUGUCCUAACAACAUUAAAUGGCUUUAAUAAAGUGCA